AUGGCGACAGCACAUUGCUCGUACGCAUCCGAGCCGACACAAGAUGACCCAUAUGUCUACCAGUGUGGAUUUGGCAACCGAUUUGCAUCCGAGGCCAUACCUUCUGUUCUUCCUCGAGGUCAAAAUUGUCCGCAAAAGGUCAAAUAUGAUCUUUACUCGGAACAAUUGAACGGCUCUGGUUUCGUCUCACCACGUGCAACAAUACAGAAUGUUUGGAUGUACAGGAUACGUCCAUCUGUGGCUCACAAAGAAAUAUCGAAGUCAGAAAUGAAUACAAAGCUUCAUGCCUGUUUCUCUCCCUUGAACCCGGAAGUAAAUUAUGAGCCAUCGCAGCAAGCAUGGGAACCGUUUCCAUUGCCUGAAUCUGCCACUAGGGUUGACUUCAUUCAAGGUCUAAAAACGAUAGGUGGUCAAGGAGACGCUACGUCUAAGUCAGGGAUAGCCAUUCAUGUCUAUUCUGCCAAUGAAUCAAUGGGAAGAAAGGCGUUUUGCAAUAAUGAUGGCGACCUUCUCAUCUUACCACAGACAGGACGUUUGGACGUCCAGACCGAACUAGGAAAAAUGAUGGUACGGCCUGGAGAAUUGGUUGUCAUACAAGCUGGCCUAAGGUUUCGAGUCUCUUUGCCAGAUGGCCCAUCUCGCGGAUAUAUCCAAGAAAUUUUUGGUGCGCACUACGAGCUCCCAGAACUAGGCCCAGUUGGUUCGAACGGACUUGCUCUGCCCCGAGACUUUGAGAUGCCAGUAGCCAGCUUCGACAUUGAUCACAAUUACGGGUGGGAGAUUGUCUACAAAUUGGCUGGAAACCUUUACUCUUGUCAGCAAAAUCAUACACCCUUUGACGUCGUGGCCUGGCAUGGAAACCUGGUGCCGUACAAAUACGCAAUCGAAAAGUUCAUCAAUAUGGCCAAUGUUGAAGUGGACCAAGCCGAUCCAACGAUCUACUGUGUUCUAACAGCGAAGUCACAUACUCCAGGAAUAUCACUGACUGAUUUUUUGGUAUUUACAAACAAGUGGAUCACCACGCGCGACACCUUCCGGCCACCUUACUAUCACAGAAAUAUGUCGACAGAGAUUAUGGGCCUGGUUUACGGGAAAUAUGGUGGAAGUUCCCAUGUUCUCGAGCCUGGAGGACUUAGUUAUGAGGCACCCUACAUGCCUCAUGGAGAGACAUAUGAGACUUGGAAGGACGCAACUACGAAAGAUCUAGUUCCAACCCGUAUUUGCGAGGGCACACUUGCAUUUAUGUUCCACAUAUCAGUGCCUCUACUGUUAACAGAAUUCGCAAUGACGAGCCCGGAGCGUCACCCUGCGGAUGUGAAUCAGUGGGAUGAUGUUCAGGGCCAUUUCCUAGAGCAUGUGGAAGAAAUAAACAAGCAGCUUUUGGCUGCUGGACGCCUACCACUAAUAUUUGACAACAGACAGAAUGUGAGCGAAGUAAAUUUGAAUGGACAUGAGAAUGUGAGUGUGGGAAUGAGCAAUGGGUCGAGUUAAAUCAAAG
Molecule: messenger RNA, 1498 nt
Organism: Verruconis gallopava
Lineage: Eukaryota; Fungi; Ascomycota; Dothideomycetes; Venturiales; Sympoventuriaceae
Product: homogentisate 1,2-dioxygenase
Exons: 2
Coding region: 1-1491 (496 amino acids)
Biological process (GO): L-phenylalanine catabolic process
Cellular component (GO): cytoplasm
Molecular function (GO): homogentisate 1,2-dioxygenase activity
Source: RefSeq, a predicted model, not a curated record